Molecule: messenger RNA, 1305 nt
Organism: Bufo bufo (common toad)
Lineage: Eukaryota; Metazoa; Chordata; Amphibia; Anura; Bufonidae
Product: protein ZBED8-like
Exons: 1
Coding region: 1-1305 (434 amino acids)
Source: RefSeq, a predicted model, not a curated record
AUGAGCAAAGACAUCUUGGCUCAAAUAGUUGCAGAUCUGAUUUCAAGCCCGGCAAAAUUCAGCCUUCAACUCGACGAGACCACAGACGUCUCCAAUCUAAGCCAGCUUGCAGUAUUCGUGCGCUAUGUGAAAGACUACGUGAUAAAGGAAGAGUUUUUAUUUUGUAAGCCUCUUACAACAACAACUAAGGCAGCCGAUGUGAAGAAACUUGUGGAUGACUUCUUCAAAGACAACAAUCUUUCGUGGGAUAUGGUUUCUGCAGUUUGUUCGGAUGGAGCCCCAGCCAUGCUGGGAAGAAAGUCUGGUUUUGGUGCGCUAGUGAAAGCCGAUGCACCACACAUCAUUGUUACGCAUUGUAUUCUGCAUAGGCAUGCAUUGGCAACAAAAACCUUGCCUCCAAAACUGGCAGAAGUAUUAAAAAUUGUAGUGGAAUGUGUGAACUAUGUGCGAAAUAGUGCUCUGAGGCACCGCAUCUUCAGGGAGCUGUGUAAAGAAAUGGGAUCUGAAUUUGAGGUACUUCUGUACCAUUCCAACGUUCGGUGGUUAUCCCGGGGACAGGUGUUGAAUAGUGUUUUUGCCGUGCGUGUGGAAUUAGGCCUGUUUUUGCAAGAGCACCAACAUUGUCAUGCAGAUUGCUUCAAAGAUUCUGAGUUCAUUCUCAUUUUAGCGUACAUGACUGAUAUCUUUGCAGCUCCAAAUCAUCUCAAUCAACAGAUGCAGGGCGGUGGAGUCAACAUCAUCGAAGCGGAAGAAAACCUGAAGGCUUUUCAAAAAAAGCUAUCGUUAUGGAAACGACGAAUAGAGAACGAUAACUUCGCAAACUUUCCCCUGCUAGACGACUGUGUAAGUAAGAUCGAAGAUGUAUCUGGAAUCGGAGACAUUUCUGUACCCACAGAACUGAAGCAAGCAAUUGCCACGCACUUAGAUGAGCUUGCAACGUCUCUUGAUGGAUACUUCCCUACAAGAGAGUCAUAUCAUGCAUGGGUGAGACAGCCGUUCACAUUUAGUGUUGAGACAACAGAUGUCAAUGAUGAAUACCUCGAUGAAAUCAUUGAACUUCAGCAGAGCCAGGUUCAACAGCAACUCUUCAGAACAACAACGCUCUCAACAUUUUGGUGUCAACAAAUGGUAACGUACCCUGUUAUUGCUAAGAAAGCUCUGGAGUUUUUCAUACCGUUUGUUACAACAUAUCUUUGCGAGCAAUCCUUUUCAAGGAUGCUGGACAUAAAAACGAAGAAAAGGAACAGACUUUGUUGCGAAAAUUACAUGAGUGGCACUUGCCAAGGUAAAGCCGCGCAUUUCUGA